GCUGCUGUGCCUUUAAUUUCUCUGCUCAGACCGCCCCCCCUCUCUCACACUCAAUCUGAGCUGCAUGCUCGGCACAUCCUGCCACCAGGCCAAACCCCACCUUUCCUCUGUGCAGAGCCAGCAGCGGAGCUAGUGAGCCGGGGCGAGGGAGGCUCCCAGCACCAGCGCGGAGCCAGGAAAGGAGAAGAGAGGAGAGGGAAGGGAAGGGCCCCUCUGGGAGCAGCCCACACAGGGGAGGUGCUGAAGCUAGCGCUGCCUGUGCCUGGCCAGCUGCACCAUGAUGCCCUUCGGGGGAAUUGCCUCCCGGCUGCAGAGAGACCGGCUGCGAGCAGAAGGGGUGGGUGAGCACAGCAAUGCCGUCAAGUACCUGAACCAGGACUACGACACCCUGAAGCAGGCGUGCCUGGAGAGUGGCGCACUCUUCGAGGACCCCCAGUUCCCACCUGUCCCCUCCGCCCUUGGCUUCAAGGAGCUGGGGCCAAACUCUGGCAAGACCCAGGGGGUGCGCUGGAAGCGCCCAUCGGAAAUCGUGGGGGACCCUCAGUUUAUUGUUGGAGGCGCCACAAGGACAGAUAUCUGCCAGGGGGCUUUGGGUGACUGCUGGCUGUUGGCUGCCAUUGGCUCCCUCACCCUCAACGAGGAUCUCCUGCACCGCGUGGUGCCCCAUGGACAGAGCUUCCAGGAGGACUAUGCUGGAAUCUUCCACUUCCAGAUCUGGCAGUUCGGCGAGUGGGUGGACGUGGUGAUUGACGACCGGUUACCGACCAAGGACGGGGAGCUGGUGUUCGUGCACUCGGCAGAGUGCUCCGAGUUCUGGAGUGCCCUGCUGGAGAAGGCCUAUGCCAAGCUGAACGGCUCCUAUGAGGCCCUGUCAGGGGGCAGUACCACGGAGGGCUUUGAGGACUUCACUGGGGGCGUGUCGGAAAUGUACGACCUCAAGCGGCCGCCCAGCAACCUAUCUAGGAUCAUCCGCAAGGCGCUCGAUAGAGGAUCCCUGCUUGGCUGUUCCAUUGACAUCACAAGUGCCUUUGAUAUGGAAGCAGUGACCUUCAAGAAGCUGGUAAAGGGGCAUGCCUACUCUGUCACAGGCUUCACUGAGGUGGAUUACCGAGGUCGCCAGGAACAGCUCAUCCGCAUCAGGAACCCCUGGGGUCAGGUGGAGUGGACUGGAGCCUGGUGUGACGGCUCCUCCGAGUGGGACAACGUGGACCCCACCCAGAGGGAGGAGCUGCAGCUGAAAAUGGAGGAUGGUGAGUUCUGGAUGGCUUUCAAGGACUUCAUGAGGGAGUUCUCCAGGUUAGAGAUCUGUAAUCUGUCCCCUGAUGCCCUGGACAAGGACAGCGUGAGCAAGUGGCACACAACUCUGUUCGAGGGUUCCUGGCGCAGAGGCAGCACAGCAGGGGGCUGCAGGAACCACGCAGCCACGUUCUGGAUUAACCCCCAGUUCAAGAUCAAGCUCCUGGAGGAGGACGACGACCCCGAGGACGACGAGGUGGCCUGCAGCUUCCUGGUGGCCUUGAUGCAGAAGCACCGGCGGAAGGAGCGGAAGAUGGGGGGAGACAUGCACACCAUCGGCUUUGCCGUCUACGAGGUCCCGGAGGAGGCCCAGGGCUGCCAGAAUGUGCAUCUGAAGAAGGAGUUCUUCCUGCGGAACCAGUCCCGGGCACGCUCAGAGACCUUCAUCAACCUCCGGGAGGUGAGCAACAAGAUCCGGCUGCCCCCGGGCGAGUACCUCAUCGUGCCCUCCACCUUUGAGCCGCACAAGGAGGCCGACUUUGUCCUGCGCGUCUUCACUGAGAAGCAGUCUGACACAGAGGAGCUAGAUGAGGAGAUCACCGCGGAUCUGCCGGAUGAGGAAGAGCUCUCGGAGGACGACGUGGACAGCGCCUUCAGGAACAUGUUCCAGCAGCUUGCAGGAGAGGACAUGGAAAUCAGUGUCUUCGAGCUCAGGACUAUUCUGAACAGAGUCGUCACCAGACACAAAGACCUGAAGACGGACGGGUUCAGCAUGGAGUCCUGCCGCAACAUGAUCAACCUGAUGGACAAAGAUGGCAGUGCCCGCCUUGGCCUUGUGGAAUUCCAGAUCCUGUGGAACAAGAUCCGGAGCUGGCUGACAAUCUUCCGCAACCAUGACCUGGAUUCGUCAGGCACCAUGAGCGCCUAUGAGAUGCGCAUGGCUCUGGAAUCAGCUGGCUUCAAGCUGAAUAACAAGCUGCACCAGGUGGUGGUGGCGCGCUAUGCCGAUGCAGACCUGGGCAUAGACUUCGAUAACUUUGUCUGCUGCCUAGUCAAGCUGGAGGCCAUGUUCAGAUUCUUCCGCAGCAUGGACGCCGAAGGCACCGGCACAGCAGUGAUGAACCUGACCGAGUGGUUGCUGCUGACGAUGUGUGGCUAGGAGCAGAGACGGACCCGUGCAGGCUGAAACACCCCGAUGGGCUGGGACACCCCACAGUGCCUCCCCCUCGGAUUUACAGACAUGAAAUGUCCAUCAUCACCCCCGCUCCUUGCCUCUCUGUCCCUCUCCCUCCCCAUCCCACACUGAGCCCAUGGCCCUCACCCCACCUCCCAGCAGGACACACUCCAGCGUCAUGUUGCCCCUUUUCGACCCAAGUGGCUAAUCCGUUUGGGGCCCUGCGGGUGUUCCAGCUGGGAGGAGAAGUUGGCGAUAGGCCAAUCUCUCUUUGAUGCAGUUUUGUUUAUUUGCAAAGAAUGUACAAAGUCCUGUGUCUGUGAAGGCAGAGGGCAUCGAAUAGCAGGAACCAGUUUCUUUGGUUCACAGCACCAAGAUUUGUCUUUUCACCUGCACCCCUGACCCAAAAACCUCUGCCCAGGUUUCUUCCGGGGUCAGCCACCAUGCUUUUCCUUCCGCCCGUCUCUCUCAUUCAGUCUGCCACCCAGUUUGUGUUAUUCCCCCAUACCCACACACGCACACCUGAUGACCAUACCCAGUCGUACCUUCUGCCCACCAAGUGCUAGUUUCUGGGCAGACUAUUAGGUUUUGUUUCAGGUGUGACCCCUUAGCUGUCUCUUAUGAUGGACUUAAACGAGGGACUUAUUCACACAUCAGUUAGAAGUUUUAACUCAAUCCGUAACAAGGUUUCACCCAGCUUGUAACAGUCCCAAUGGCCAAGCCUCUCUAGCUCAUUCCCGAUUGUGGGCAUGGCUUGUACCCCGCAAUAGGAGGAGGUUGGGGAGGGCACAUGGGAGUAUGCUGCAUGUCAAGUCAUUGCACAUGGUCUUCAGACCAGCAACUCUAGCUGCAUGUAGCGGGGCGCCAGUAAGGGAUGGAACUUGACUGCAGGGUGCAGAGGACCUGGCCCCCAGCGGGAGGGGGUGAGAUCUGUGUCACUUCCUGGGGGACUGCUCUGGCCCACGCUGGCCAUUGGUGCCAGUUUGAUUUUGUGAGUGAAUCCCACCAGGACUCAGCACUGGGAAUCGCGACCCAGCAUCUUUGCUAGGGGCUAGGCAGUGAGCUCUGGGGCUGAGCUGCAGCCAGGAUGGGGGUUGCCUCUGGUUAAAACCAAGCAGAGGCAUUUGAGAGGAGGAGAAAGAUCUAGUGGUUCAGAACCAGGCAGUGGGAGUCCUGUGUCCUGUUCCUGGCUCUGGGAGUGGAGUUUGAUUUAGGAGUUGGAGGAAGGAGCUAGGAGUCAGGACUCCUGGCUGCUGAGCUGUUCUAAGCACUUACAUGUUCAUCACCAUAAUGCCUGAGCACCUUCUAAACAUGGCCAUGACCAAAGUAUAAAGCCCCCUCGUGGGACAGGAGUCUUGGGUCCUAGCCCCACCUGUCACUGACUCGUGUGGCCUUGGGCAAGUCUCUUCGGCCACUCUGAGCCUUAGCCCAUGUCUGCACUAGAGAGCUUACAGCAGCACUGCUGUAAGCUCUCUCGUGUAGCCGCUCUGUGCUGACAGGAGAGAGCUCUCCCGUCAGCAUCAUAAAACCACCCCCACGUGGCAGCAGGAGAAGCUCUCUUGCCAAUAUAGCGCUGUGCACACUGGCACUUCUGCUGGUGUAACUUAUAUCGUGCGGGGGGGGAGGUUCUUCACACUCCUGAGUGACAUAAGUUACACCCACAAAAGUGGUCAUGUAGACGAGCCCGCAGUCUCUUCACCCCAGGAUUGCUGAGUGCAAGAAGUUUGUGGUGAGUGUUACUCUUCUGCCCCCUGCUGUUGUGGAAGGGGCAGUACACCCUCUAUCUUCCCUAGAGAGAAGUUUAGGGGUUUCUCUCUCCUGUACCACCCCCUGGUGUCUUGACAGGAACAGGGCUGUGAUUUCCUCCCCCAGGGGUGAGUUCCUUUCUUGCCCCCUCACUUCAUGGCCCCUGUGCUGCUGCUGCAGUGGGGUGGCCCUAGCUGGGGCUCUGUCCAAAGCCCCUGCCCUCAGGCAGGGGUGUGGGCAGCAGCACUAGCACUUGGCCCUCCACCCCACCCCUUGCCUAUGCAUUUCUGGAGGAUAUGGCUGUGGAAAUAACCACUUCUGCUCGGCUGACAGAGCUGCCUCCCCAGCCCCUGCUCACCGUGUAGCCUGGAUAAUAAAUAGAGAUCUGUACAAACACAGCCUCUGCAGU
Molecule: messenger RNA, 4565 nt
Organism: Terrapene triunguis (Three-toed box turtle)
Lineage: Eukaryota; Metazoa; Chordata; Testudines; Emydidae
Gene: CAPN11
Product: calpain 11
Exons: 22
Coding region: 278-2395 (705 amino acids)
Biological process (GO): proteolysis
Cellular component (GO): cytoplasm
Molecular function (GO): calcium ion binding; calcium-dependent cysteine-type endopeptidase activity
Source: RefSeq, a predicted model, not a curated record